This is a messenger RNA of Pieris rapae (cabbage white), 4994 nucleotides long. RefSeq names its product REPTOR-binding partner (gene REPTOR-BP). The coding region runs from base 127 to 537 and encodes 136 amino acids. The record is from RefSeq and is a predicted model, not a curated record. The transcript has 4 exons. Gene Ontology annotation, biological process: regulation of DNA-templated transcription. Gene Ontology annotation, cellular component: nucleus. Gene Ontology annotation, molecular function: DNA-binding transcription factor activity. Lineage: Eukaryota; Metazoa; Arthropoda; Insecta; Lepidoptera; Pieridae.
UUGCGAAACGUAAGUUUGUAAACAAUACGUCCUAGAAAAAAAUAAUAAAUUAUUUUAUUUUAGUCACUUCCUACUCUUGGCUUUCAUUUAUUUCGUGUGUAAAACCUAAAUGAACAAAUAUACAACAUGAACAUUGACUUCGAAACGAUGGCUGUAUUGGAAGAAGAGUCACAAAAUGAGUUGAGUGGUGCUUACGGCUCAACGGGUGCGUCGGGGCCAGAAGGGGGUGAGAGACGCGAGGGGGGUAAGCGCGGCCGAAGACCCGGGAGAAAGGCACAGGACAAGCAGGACAUGAAGGCCAAACUUGAACGUAGUCGUCAGUCGGCCCGUGAGUGUCGCGCUCGCAAGAAGCUGAGAUACCAAUAUCUGGAGGAACUGGUUGCCGAUAGGGAGAGAUCCGUUCUAGCGCUCCGAAAGGAACUUGAAAAGUUCUACACAUGGAAUCACGAGUUAGAUCAAGGCCGAAUGCCAGAAGGCAUAGAAGCGGUCCUUCAAGAGAUUGGGGUACUUAAGCAAGAAGAAAAACCUAGUUUUUAAGUAAAAAAAAAAUACAGUGGAAUUUCGAUAACUCGAAUUUCGUUCGAAACGCAAAAAAAUCACAUAGACAUAUAUGAUUUAGCUGCUGAUAUUAUUAGACUGGAAUUUGACUAACAAUUCAAUUUCGGUUUUGUAUUGUAUAUUUUUUUAUGAAUGAAUUCAUUAAUUGGACGUGUAUAAAACAAAACCAUUAUAUUAGAAGCCCCGAACAUUUUGGAUUUAAUUGCUAUUAUUUCUGGGAAUUUCAAUUUAGACGUCAUUAUAUUUUACUAUGACUUACGGAAUCUCCUUUUUGACAUUCUGUAAAUAUAUAGUAUCAAUACUUCGCAGGAAAAUAACAUUUCGUUCGAGUUACAGUCUAAAUAGGUCAAGAUAUCUCGUAUUCGGGUUCAGCGACAGGGAAUGGUAAUUUUCCGACUUAACGAGGUUCGAGUUAUCGAGAUUUCAGUGUAUGUUUAUUUUUAGAUUUUUCUAACGAUUUUUAGCUUUAAAUGUUUAUAGAUUUUUAUAAUGACAAAAUUGUUUUAUAAUUUAACUCUGAACUUGUAUAUUAAAUGUGAAUAAAAGGGAGUUUCACCGAAUGUAAUUUUAAAGUAGAAAAUUGAGUACAACUCGAUGUUAAAUUAAUAAAUUCGUUAAGAUUAAUAUGUAUUUUCUAAGAGAAAGUGUACCUUUGUGUAUUUUUAGAUUUAGGUAAAAAAGUGAAGCGACGAAUGGAAUAUCGAAAUGAAUAAAAAAACUUUAUUUACAAAAAAAAAAAUUGCCAUCUUCAGAAUUAUUUUGUAAAAUAUUUUCAUUCGUCGUUCGCUUCGUAUAUUUUUGUAAAUGUAAAUAAUAUAUCACAUACUCGUCAACUGAGUGAUAUAGGAAGGUUAAAAACUAACUUAAUGCUUUUGGAGUAUAAAAAACUUAUAAAGAUUACAAUAUUCUUUUAUCUAUGAACGAUUACAAUAUUCUAUUAUCUAUGAACGAUUACAAUAUUCUAUUAUCUAUGAACGAUUUUAGUUCCGGCUUUUUAGUUAGCAGUUUAAUCACGAAACCUUGUUAAUUAAGGCUUAUUAAGGAUAAAUAGGUGUUUAGACUCCUAUUACAAAGAGCCAACGUGCACUAUUGCGUGACGGUUUUUUUGGAUUUAAUUUUGGAUUUUUUUUUAAAUCUGGUAUGAAUUUGACUAUUUUUUAGACAACAAAAGCAUUAUUCGGUUAUCUAUGAUAAAGUCUAGAUUAACGUAAUAUCGUAAUUGAACUUAGUUCAUUAGUGUUUGUUAUAAAUAUUUUAACAGGCUCCUGCGUUGGCGCAUCAGUCAUCGGGGUUUGGGGCCAAAUGAUCUAUGCAUGAAAUGAAAUCGUUUAUUUGCUAAGAAAAGGGGGAAAUAUCCGAUUAGUAAAAAAAAAAUUUACAAAAAAAGAAAAAUGGUAAUGGUUUUCAUGCUGCUGUCAAUGCCGCAAUGACAACUCCAAUUUGGAAUCUCUUUAUGAAACCGUUAAAACACCAGAAUCACCUCGAAAUAAUGGUAUAUUUAUUUGGAAACAAAACAUACAUCUAUACAAUAAAAAAAAGUAAAAAAAAAACAAAACACAUUGGAUGUAUCCAUAAAAGGUUUCACUAAUGAAAAUAUGACACAGAGCAAAAAAACAAAACAAAACAUGACACACAAAAUUUAUAAAUCCGGACAACGUCAAAUAUAGAUAAAAGUUAGGUUCAAUGUACAUGGUAAUUUAGCUUUAGUUUGUGUGAAUUUACAUUUAUUUUACUAACUCGGUAUGUUAGCUUGAAACGACAUUUUUUUUUAUUAUUAACUUUGUCUUGUAAUCAGUAUGGGAUUAAAAUUCGUCUAUCUUCAAUAAGAAACACGGAUUUUCAUCCUAUAUUCCUUUAAGUACUUCCUACGUUCAAUUAUUAGUUUUAAGUUUUAUUAUUGACUUAAAUUUUAGUUUUAUUUUAUUAUUUUAAAAUAGUAUUUGAUUUUCAUAAACGACAACGCUUUUUGAUAUAUUUAGAGAGAAAAUUAAAUCGUCUUUUGUUACGCCAGUACUAAUAGUAUUUGCUUUUUGAAAUCGGUUUUGGGAUAAAAUAUAAAAUGACCCUGUUAUAAUAUAAACAUUACAUAGGAUGACGAAGAAGAAAUUACCGCAUUUAAUGCGUAUAUUAUAUAUUUACUACAAAAAGUACAUAUAAAACUGACAUGAGACUGUCGUUAAAUGUUUUAUGAUUCUAAAUAAGAAUUUAUUAUUAUUUUUAUUAUUUUUUUAAACAUUUGAUAGUUUAUUCGUUAUUUGGUACCGUUAUUUUUUUUUGUAAAUUUUCUUUUUUUCAUUAACUUUUGUAUUUUAUAUUAAGCUUUGCGUAACCAAGUGUUUUUUGGCAUGUAUUUCUACUGAAAAUUCUCUAUAUUAUUAUAAAUUAUUGUAAUUUUUUGGUAAACGUCCUAAUUUUUUUUUGUCGACAACCCGCCUUGUCGUGUACAAAUUAUAUGUAUAUAUAAAUUUAUUAUUUUAAGUUUAUAGCUGCUAGUAAAACAUUUAGAUUUAUUUUUAAUUCAUUUAUUAAUAUAUUUAAUGGAUAUAAUACGUUUAGAAAGGACGAAACGAAUGAAUGACUCGCAAAAUAAAUAUUUCAUAAUCAAUUAUAAAUGCUACAUAAUAUCAUUAGCGUUUAUCCACUAUAAUAUUUUACUUUUAUUUAGACAUUUUAAUAAAUUUAAUAUCAAGAUUAUGCAUACCAUACUUUAUUUUUAACUUUAGGCGGACAAAGAAUGAAAGAGUAAGUAAAAUCUACUAAGAAAAUCUAGGUUUUACUGCUUACUAGAAUUUUCUUCGAUUUAACGUUCCGUUGAAUGUUUAUUAAUCGUUUAGACCACAUCAAUAAAUUCUACUAAAACUAUAAAAGGUGACCAGGGCCGGUACCAUGAGAUUUUCAAUAUAGCUCUUAGUAUUAGUUUCAGAGAUAAGACUGAGUAUGACGCUAAGUAUGACUCACAUACGUCAAACGUAUUGUAUUAGUCGUAGCUCUGAUUUCUAGGAACGCGUGAAACGAAAAGUUAUAGUACCGGCACUGGGCCAAAAGAAUGAAUGUUUUAAAACGUCUUAUUUUUACAUUACUACUACAACCUAGACAAUCCACCUCAAAUAGUUAGUAAUAAAUAUCUAUAGGUUUGAUUAUCUAAGUAUUUUUCGUGCACAUAAGCAAAAUGUUUAACUUCUUAGUUUUUAAAGUCGGUUCAAACUUUUAUUACUGUGCUUUAGUUAUUGUUUCAUUACUAUAAAUAAAUUCGAAACAUUGUUUAACUUAUUGACUCAAAAGGUCGGCAACGCACUGGCGAGCCCUCUGUCAUGGACACUCCAUGGGCGGCGGUAUCACUUAACAUCAGGUGGGCCUCCUGCUCGUUUGCCCCCUGUUAUAUAAAAAAAAUGUUUAUAGUAUGUUUUAGAAUAGGAUCGUUAGAAGUAACGCUAAUUAUUUCUAUAUGUUAACCAUAUAUUUUGAAAUAUAUUUUAUACUUAGUUCUAGUUAAUUGUAUGCGUAUCUACAUUUUGUUAACACUGUUCUUAAACGAAUUUAUUUGCUUUUUGCUUCAAUUUCUUUAUUUUUUUUCACAACACUUAUGCCUAGGUAAGUUAAUUAAUAUUUUGUGUCUUGGAGUGAAAAUAAAUCAUAGUUCAGACUUAUUUUUUAUUGAUAAACGAUAGAAUUUUAUAUUUGAGGUUUUAUUUGAUUUUUAUCAAACUAAGCUUUGUUGUACAAAUUCUAAGUUUGCUUGAAUAUAGAUUAUAUUAACAUGCUUAAACAGCCACGGACUUAGUUUCAUAAAGGAAUCAUAAAUCCUUCAGCACAGAAAGUACUGCAAAAUUUACGUUCGCUUUUGAAUACUAUUCCUAAAAUAAAAAAUGUAUGAAAGCUGUGGUACUAAAUCGAAUAGCGAGCGAGCUAUUUUAUUAUAGUUUAUGUAUAUGUUUCUCUGUAGGGUACCUGACGAAACUUAAAGUGUGCUGAGGGUACUUGGAAAACUCACUUGCCGGCAACUGCAAUUAAUAAUUCACAAAAUUUUGCGUAUUUAGCAUAAUAUAAUAUAAAAUGUGUGUAUUUUUAACUUAGAUAUACGAAAUAGCAUAUGAGAGAGCUGAUUUCUCAACUAUGUACUGGUGAACUAAUUAUGUAAAUGUAAUACUGAUUAAUUUUCAAAUAAACAAGUACAAAUCGAUUGCUGAGAAAUUAGUUUUUUAAGUACUUUAUUGAUAUUAGACUUGCAUUUUGACAGACGGGAGUCAUAGUUUAAUCUAAGUCUCGUUUUUAAAUCUGACCCGUAUUAAGGUGUGUGCGUUAUAUAAAAGCAUUAUAUACCUAUAGUACAUAUAGAUAGCAGUUCACAUCCAUGUAAAAAAUAUAAUAUUGGUUUUAAAAUGUUCCCUGUAUUUUUAUCAACAGUUUAAAGGUUGUAAUAAAUUAAUUAAUUUCAA